AUGUCUUCGUACGAAGAGAAUAAUUUAAUUGAUGAAUCACCAUUGAUGUCUUCGGACGAAGAGAAUAAUUUAAUUGAUGAAUCACCAUUGAAUCGAAUUUCGGCACUUUUUGAUUCAGAACAAUGGGUUAUUACUAAAAAUCACAAUGGAAUGGUUAAAGUAGCAACAUGCGAUGAAGAUGAAACACGUAUGUACGAUAAAACAAGAGAUUGGUUAUUAAUAAACUCACAUGAAUCGGAGGAUAGUACAGAAGAGGUGGAAAAUGAAUUAGAAAAAGUUGAUGAUAUUAAAAAGGAUGCAGUUUUUUUAAUAAGAGAUUUAUUAAAAGCCAAAGAAUGCAAUGGUUAUUUUAUACUUAAUAAUAUAAAAUUUAGAAGAGUGUUUUUGUGUGGAGUUGUUAUACAAAAAAAUUAUAAUGAGGAUAAUUAUUUUAUUCAAGUUGAUGAUUCUACAAGCAGUGUUAGAUGUGUGAUAUCUAAAAUCAAUCUUGAAGAUCUCAAUGCACCAUCGUCCGAGUUGGAACCUUUCAGAGAUAGGAUAAUUAAUAAUAAAGACUUAAAUGAUUUCCUAAAAGCUUCAAGUAUAAUGUUAUCAUCAAUAAAUUAUAUGCAAAAAGCUACACCUUCCUGGGACGAGAUAGAAUUAGGAGAUGUGGUGAAAAUACUUGGACGCUUUAGCGAGUAUAAUGGAGGACGAUAUGUUUUUAUUAAUAAAAUACAUAAACCAGCAACACAAACCUUUGCUUUGGAUUUACACUUAAGACAUAUAAUUAAUUUAUACACGGAAACUUAUGAUAAUUGUGUUCAUAAGGAAAUUGUCGAAGAAAGUGAAAAUUGUGAUACUGCUGUUGAUGGUAAUAAUUUUCAAAAGCAAAUUGUUGAAAAAGAUGAAAACUGCGAUAUUGGACUUAAUGAUGACAGUUGUUGA
Psylliodes chrysocephalus is the source of this 927-nucleotide messenger RNA. The record is from the annotation of a GenBank genome assembly. Lineage: Eukaryota; Metazoa; Arthropoda; Insecta; Coleoptera; Chrysomelidae.